UCCUGGUGUUUAAUCUGUUGGUUAACACCGACAGAAUCCUAGCCCCCCAAAUUCAAACUCUUUCUAUCUAGCACUACGAAAGACAUCGAAAACAUGUUCAUUCGCAGAUAUUAAAACGCGAACAAGUGUAUGUUAUUUGCAUCGAUAACUUUAUCGGGUCAAGUCUGACAGCUUUAAUAAAAGGGUAGGUUUCUACUAAUUAAUCCUUACUGAAUGCAGGUGAUGGACUCAAAAUUUAUGGCAGACUUAAAGCUCUGGGGUCUGUUGUCCUAAGGAAGCAUGCGAUUUGCUGCGGUUCUCAUAUUCGCAGUCUGUACUGCAUCGAUGACUUGCUUGACGUUUGGUAAAGAGCGAGAGCGCGCAAUGCUCUUUCCAGACUACUACUUCUUUGCUGAAAGACGUUUGGUAAACCAUACCAUUGACGAGAAUUACGUCAAGAACUUGGAUGACUGUGAGCUUUUAUGCUACCUGAACGACAACUGUGUCAGUGCCAACUUCAAAAAAGAUCAAGAGAAAAUUCCACAGAAUACUGUGUUUGGUCACCUCUGUGAACUAAAUAACGCCACUCAUCUGAAAUAUGACAGGGACUUGAUAACUGAUGCCGGUUAUUACUAUCGAGGCUCGAAGAACGCUUGUGACAAGUAUUCACAAUGCAAGAAUAACGCAACUUGUCAGUCUGGUUUUACUCACAAGGGAUAUCGAUGCUUGUGUCCUUCUGGAUUCGACGGAGAACGAUGUGAAAAUGAUAUUGACGAAUGUAAAACAACUGCUGGCGAAUGUCACGUGGACGCUGCUUGCAAUAACAUACCCGGAUCAUACCUGUGCACUUGCAAACUUGGCUAUGCCGGAGAUGGACAGAAUUGUGCAGAUAUCGACGAAUGCAAAACCUUCCCUAGCGAAUGUCAUAUUAACGCUACUUGUAACAACAGACACGGAUCAUACGUUUGCGCCUGCAAGCCUGGAUACAUCGGAGAUGGGCAGAAUUGUGCAGACGUUGACGAAUGUGAGGGAAAUCACUCUUGUCACGAGAAUGCAAACUGCAUCAACACUAUUGGAUCUUAUGUAUGCGAAUGUUACUUUGGAUAUACUGGAAAUGGGCACAAUUGCACAGACAUUGACGAAUGUACCAAGGCUCAUGCUUAUCAAAUGAACAAAUGUCAUACCAAUGCCUCUUGCAUUAAUACUCAGGGCUCAUUCGACUGUUCUUGUAAUACAAAAUACACUGGGGAUGGUUUUACAUGUGAAGCCGAUCCUUGCUAUGAAUACAAAAACCUGAGUGAUAAACAGAGAAAAAGCAGUUACAAAACUCCCAAUAAUAAAACGUCGUGUGACACGAAACUCGACGGAUGGUAUCGUUUCGUGGGAGCUGCGGGCACAAAGAUGCCAACAAAGGGUGUGGAAGAAGAAAACUGUGGUGCAAUGUGGUCAGGCUGGUUGGAAGGUGAACAUCCAACAGUGGAAGAUGGUAAAGUUAACAAGACAGUCUGCUUUAGUGGUGGCACUGGUUCUGAAAUAACAAAAUUUAUUUCAGUGAAAAACUGUGGAUGCUAUUAUAUCUAUGAACUUACAAAGCCACCAAAAUGUGAUGCACGCUACUGUGGUACAGACUGAAUUACUUCGGUAUAUUUUUAAUGCUGGUGACGUCCUCUAAAAUUUAUCAAAGAGCCUUGAAUUUCGCAUUAAAAAAAACCCAAUUUAUAAUAAUCAUAAUUAAGUUUAAAAAAAAGGUGAAAAAAACUAGAAAUAAAGAAAAAGGCAAAAUCUGAAAUAGUGACAUCCUAGACAAACAAGAACAUCACUCAGCAUGAUGAGUGAAUAACUAGAGAGGAAGGAAGUCUCAAAUAAUUCAUGAUUGUAUUACAUGUGUUCAAUAUCAGUUUACGACUAAAGCUUGUGAUAAAAGUAAUACAUAGGUUGAAAGGGAUGAGCAAAUUACGUAGGUUGAGCAAGGCAAUAUAAAAUAAUCAAAUUGAACUCUGCUCCAAUGGGGCUUUGCAGGGCUAAUAACUGCAUAUUUGAUUCACUUAUUUGAACUAAGAUAUAGUAUUUAAAAGUCACAAUUGGUAGGAGGCACAUCAGUUGGCUACAACAAAGCGCGGUCAAGGAGUUGAACUCGGGGCAAACUUAAAUGGGGGGAAAGGGGGUAGGUUGAACUCACGACCGCCAGAAUACAAGUCCAUCGCCCUAACCAUUCAAGACACCUACCCUUCAAGAUACUUGUCAGUUACGACAACCCCUCUAGAAAUGUUGAAAAUUUUUACACUGCAUUCGUGUUUCAGUAUUUCAAAGAGUGCAAACAAUUUUCUAGACGCGGGGUUAGAAAAUAACUCGUUUAAACAGAUUCACAGCGGUUUUCGUAAUGUUUCAAACCAGCAGGAUUUAUCAAAGUGCAUCGCCCGUACCUUAGCUUGAUUCAGUAUUUGAGGUAAUGGUAGUGUAAAGUUCAGGCUCGCGGACAUAAAUAUGUUUUAGGCCCGAUUCAGAGUGAUUUUAGCCCGAGACGCUAAGCGAGGGUAAUAAUGAGCUUUGAGAAGGGCUCGAUA
Messenger RNA from Stylophora pistillata, 2543 nucleotides. RefSeq lists its product as uncharacterized. Gene Ontology annotation, molecular function: heparin binding; calcium ion binding. The record is from RefSeq and is a predicted model, not a curated record. Lineage: Eukaryota; Metazoa; Cnidaria; Anthozoa; Scleractinia; Pocilloporidae.